Molecule: messenger RNA, 9489 nt
Organism: Salvelinus fontinalis (brook trout)
Lineage: Eukaryota; Metazoa; Chordata; Actinopteri; Salmoniformes; Salmonidae
Product: adhesion G protein-coupled receptor B2-like
Exons: 35
Coding region: 840-5609 (1589 amino acids)
Biological process (GO): peripheral nervous system development; adenylate cyclase-activating G protein-coupled receptor signaling pathway; negative regulation of angiogenesis
Cellular component (GO): plasma membrane
Molecular function (GO): G protein-coupled receptor activity
Source: RefSeq, a predicted model, not a curated record
GACGGGACCGCGCAUCUCCGUUCUCCGCUGCUGAAGCGACUGCGGGGAACCAGAUGCCCUACUGUGAGCCGCUGCCUGUGGAUAUCGCGGAUGCCAGAGCAGAAUAGACCUAGUCGAGAGACAGACCCAUUCACACUCAGCCAAAGCGAUUAAAGGAGAGGGGUAGUGGGAGAGAUAAGGAGAGGUGGUUUUACACGUUGUCAGUGUGGUUUUCAGCUUCGGAAAAAGAGCUACUGUAAGAGGUGGUCUCGCAAUAUUGGGCACUAGAAGAAAAAAACGCGUUAUCCCGUUCUGCUGCUGCGGCUCGUGAGCGCAUUCUCUGCUCGGCUUGGAAUACAAUGUGUCUGCAUGAGACCAUGGAGAUACGGAGUGGAUUUAUCAAAGAGCACUUCGACAGUUUAUGAACAAAACUGGACCUCUCUUUUUCUACGGCAUUUUGUCCCCCUUUUUCGUUGGGAUUGUGUUUUUUUGUGUAUUUUACCGUUUGCAUAUUUUCGUUUGAUUUAUGGUGUUUUAUGAUUUCAUGUCAUAUUUUCCUUUUUUAACUAUUUAGUUUUUUUUAACUUUUCAUCGGUUUUGGAGGAGAGCUGGAUUGACUCGUGAAGAUUUGUGGAGAGAAGAUUCCGCGUCGCUCAUGUGAAUGAUAUUCUAUCUCUACAACUGAGACGUGCCAUGGAUGGAAAACUUCAUUUGCAUCAACGAAACCGAUCGGGAAAUAUCCGUUACAUCGAAUAACUACUGCUAACAGCAAUCAGGGACUCCUGAACCAGCAAACCAGGCAGUCAUCUUGUGAAACCCAGUGGAUGUACAGAAUCUAGUUAAAGGACGAAUGACAUAGGAUGAACACUACUGGCGGGGUGUGUCUGUGUGUGCUGUCGUCCCUCCUCGGUGUGGCCUGGGCCGUGGCUGCUCUAGUUCCUCUAGCUCUAGCUCCUCUUUCUACCCUGGCCGCUGCCUAUGGGGCUGUCAGUGGCGUCUCUCCCAGGGAGGCAGAGGGGGGCAGCCUCCCCUCCCAGUGCUCCAGCCUGGUAGCCGGGGUACUAUAUGGAUCUUUCUCUCUGAGAGAGCUGUUCCCGUCCCGGGUGCCAGGCUGUUCCUGGUCUUUGGAGAACCCUGAUCCCACCAAGUAUUCCCUCUAUCUCCGAUUCACCCGUCACCCCUCCAUCUGUCAAUCACACUCCCCCAUGCUCCUCCCCCUCGACCAUCAUCUAGCCAAUCAGAGCUGCCCACUGGAUCUACAGACAUCAACUCAGGACGUGAUAGACCUUUGCGGCAGCCAAUUAGAAUCAGAAGGACCUUAUUCAUUUUUACAGUUCGACAAAAACUUUGUUGAGCUAUGCCUGUCGAGACUACCGUCACCUGAUGAACCGCCGGUAACCAAGGAAAUGCUAGAACUCCGGCUGGUCGAGGUUUUGCUAAUCAACAAUGAGAACUCCAGCCAGUUCACCUGUGGAGUACUCUGCCGAUGGUUUGAGGAGUGCCUGCGCAAUGGUCGUCAUGGAGACGGUGACGCUGCUGACGGUGACGGUUGCAGAGUUACGCAGACGGGGUGUGUGUGUCCUAACAACAAUGUGGUCGUGGCUCAGCCUGUACCCCUUCUCCCUUCAACGCCCCAUAACAACGGAUCGCUGUUACCUGAGGAUUGCUGCGUCACAGAGCUGCACCAUAACAAUGCCAUCGCCAUAGCCCCCAGGGACGUCAGACAAGAUCCCUACUCAGACGAUGAUGACCUGAAGGUGAAGACACAGAGACCCAGAUCAGCAGACCAGCCAGGUGUGUUUCAGGCACAGACAGGUGACCCUGCGGCGGAGGAGUGGUCUCAGUGGAGUGUGUGUUCGUUAACAUGUGGUCAGGGUUGGCAGGUGAGGACGCGCUCUUGUGUGUCCUCUCCCUACGGCACCCUGUGUAGCGGCGCCCUGAGAGAGACACGUAUGUGUAACAAUACCGCCACCUGCCCCGGUGACCCAGCACUGAGCUCAGUGGAGGGCCAGUGGUUGGACUGGGCUCCGUGGUCUAGGUGCAGUGUAACCUGUUCCACAGGGAGCCAGCAGAGACAGAGGAGGUGUAGUGCAUCGGUGCACGUCUGGGCAGAGUGUAAGGGACCACACCAGGAGACCAGGGAGUGUACCAACCCAUCCUGCGGUGGUGGGGGUAACUGGGGCAGCUGGAACCACUGGAGUCUGUGCAGUAAGACGUGUGACUCAGGGUGGCAGCGUCGCUUCCGGAUGUGUGAGGGGACAGGGAUACAGGGUUACCCCUGUGACGGCUCUGGAGAGGAGGUCCGUUCCUGCAAUGACAAGAAGUGCCCCGCACCUCAUGAGAUCUGUAGAGAUGAGUACCUUGUAGCCAUGACCUGGAAAAGUGCCUCGGCUGGAGAAACAGUCUACAACAAGUGUCCGACUAACGCCACUGGAUCUGCUAGUCGUCGUUGCUUGCUGGACGCUAAUGGAGUUGCUUACUGGGGUCCUCCGAGCUUCGCCAGAUGCGUCUCGAUGGAUUUCAGAUAUUUACAUUUAUCUUUGCGAGAGCAUCUUGCGAAGGGUCAGAGGACCCUGGCUGGAGAGGGCAUGUCUCAGGUCGUGAGGAAUCUCCUGGAGCUCUUACAGAGGAGGAGCUAUUACAGCGGUGACCUCCUGUUCUCCACGGAGAUUCUCCGAAAUGUGACGGACACCUUCAAGAGAGCAACCUACAUCCCAGUACCCGACGACGCGCAGAAAUUCUUCCAGGUAGUCAGCUACAUGUUGGACAUGGAAAACCUAGAGAAAUGGGAAGACGCUCACCAGGUUUCUCCUGGUGCUGCCCAUCUCAUGCGUAUAUUGGAGGACUUCAUCCAUCUGAUAGGAGAUGAUCAGAAACCCUUCCAGAGUUUCCUGGUGGUCACCAACAACCUCAUGAUAACGAUACAGCGAGAGCCCGUGACAGCGGUGUCCAGUGACAUCAAUUUCCCCAUGAAGGGUAGGAGGGGCAUGAAGGACUGGGCUCGAUCCGCUGAAGACAAACUCUACAUCCCCAAAGAAGUCUUCACCCUCACCUCCGAUGAAACAGAAACAGAGACUUCAUAUUUUGUCAUCGGAGCCAUCCUGUAUCGGACCUUAGGAGUCAUCCUACCUGCCCCCAAUGCCCCUGCUGUGAUCAACUCGAAGAUUCUGACGGUGACGGUCCGACCAGAACCCAAACCCAGUGAACCAAUGGUAGUGGUGGAGCUGUCCCCGCUGCUCAAUGGCACAUCAGAUCCUCAGUGUGUUGUCUGGGACUAUGGGAACCCGGAAGCUGGCGCUAAGAACUGGGACACAGAGGGCUGCCAAACACUCACGUCUGCCGCCGUCCACACUAAAUGCCUGUGCAGCAGGAUCUCAACCUACGCUGUGCUAGCGCAACAAGCUAAAGACCCGGAAAUGGGUCCGUCCAGUAUGCCCUCUGUGCCCCUCAUGGUGGGCUGUGGGGUCUCCUGCAGCGCUCUGCUUAUCCUGUUGCUCAUCUAUGCUGCCUUCUGGAGGUAUAUUCGUUCGGAGAGGUCUAUCAUCUUGGUGAAUUUUUGUCUCUCCAUCCUGGCCUCCAACAUCUUAAUACUGGUUGGACAGUCCCAGACACUCAGCAAGGGCCUGUGUACUGUGACUGCUGCGUUCCUUCAUUUCUUCUUCUUGGCAUCGUUCUGCUGGGUACUGACAGAGGCGUGGCAGUCUUACCUGGCUGUGAUUGGCAAGAUGAGGACGCGCCUCAUACGCAAACGCUUCCUGUGCCUGGGCUGGGGUCUCCCAGCCCUGGUGGUUGCUGUGUCAGUAGGUUUCACUAGAGCCAGAGGUUACGGUACACCCAGCUAUUGUUGGCUGUCCUUGGAAGGCGGGCUUCUCUACGCCUUUGUCGGUCCUGCAGCCGUCAUCGUAUUGGUGAACAUGCUGAUUGGUAUUGUGGUCUUCAACAAACUCAUGUCUCGAGAUGGCAUCUCGGACAAGUCUAAAAAGCAAAGAGCUGGUCCACCGCUGGAGGCGUCGCGUAGCAGACUGCUCCUGAAAUGCUCCAAGUGUGGUGUGAUCUCAAGUACAGCUAUGUCCAGCUCUACAGCCAGCAGCGCCAUGGCGUCCCUGUGGAGUUCCUGUGUAGUUCUCCCUCUGCUGGCUUUGACUUGGAUGUCUGCUGUGUUGGCCAUCACCGACCGCCGCUCCACACUGUUCCAGGUCCUGUUUGCUGUCUUUGACUCUGUCCAGGGCUUCGUCAUCAUUACUGUGCACUGUGUCAUGCGCCGCGAGGUCCAGGACGCAGUGCGCUGUCGGAUAGGGGGAUGUAAAGAUGACAGCGAGAACUCACCGGACUCAUGCAAGAAUGGACAGGUGCAGAUCAUGACGGACUUUGAAAAAGAUGUGGACCUGGCAUGUCAAACAGAGAGAGGACACCCAUUCAUCUUCAAGGAGGUGAACACCUGUAACCCGGCAACCAUCACCGGGACCCUCUCCCGAAUCUCCCUUGAUGAAGAGGAUGACCCUAAACUGGCGACCCACCAGGAGGGGGGUUUAGGGGUCAACUUCAGCUCCCUCCCUGGAAACAUCCCCCCUCCUAACCUACUCGUUCAGGUACCCCCGCUGGGUGUUCUGAACGAGCUGAGUGACACCCCUGGGAAGAAGGAGGUGAACAUGGAGCAGAAGAGGCAGCAUGGGAACCCCAGGAACACAGUGCCUGUAUACCUCUGCACCGAUAGCGGGCUGGGCUGGUCUCGACCGCCUCCUCCUCACAAUACCCAGGAUGGACCUAGCGGGGGAGGGGAGGGGGACUAUAUGGUGUUACCCCGUAGGACGGUCAGUCUAAAACCCCCUCCACCCCCGGGGCUGGGGCUGGGGGGCGAGGACAAGCCCCUGAACAUCGCGGUGGACGACCCGCCUUUCCCCCCGCCCCCCUCGCCCAUGACACUCCACCCGGUGGAGAGCGAGGCCUACCCGGCCGACUUCAUCUCACCCGGCGACCACAACAUGAAUAUCGCAAUGAACAUGAACCGCUCCUAUGGGACGCUCAAGCAGCUCCCCAUGCACGGGGGUCAUGGACCCCAGGGCCACAUGCAAGUUCCGGGCAGCCACGUGCACGGCCAUGGGCAAUCACUGCAGCUGAAGCCGGGCCAGAGGCCGUCGGUGAGGCAGAUACUAACAGGAGGGGAAGGCACCCGGACCCUGCCACGCAACCUUGGCAGCACCAAUGCUAACGCCAGCCUCUCUGCUGGCUCCCUGGAGAGGAAAAGAGUACGGUACUCUGAGCUGGACUUUGAGAAAGUGAUGCACACUCGCAAAAGACACUCUGAGCUGUACCAUGAGCUCAACCACCCCACCACCAAGUUCCACACCAUAGACAGGUAUAACAGGGACCCCGCCAUGUCCACCUUCAAGAGGGAAAAGCGAUGGAGCAUUUCGUCUGCCGGAGGUGAAAAGAACUCUUCGAGUGACAAGUCGACCCCGACCCAAGACGACCAGCACUCCUGGGACAGCUUCAAGACCAUGACCCCUGAGCUGUCCAUCGUGCCGGGGGAGCACAAGGACAGGAUGGAGCUGCACAACAAGACCACCUGGGACUCCUCGUCUGCCAACACACCUGACACGUCCGAGGGGGACUUCCAGACUGAAGUGUGAUGAGGCAGAGAAACACACACACACACAUGCAGAAACACACAUACAAAGAAACCCAGAUAACGCAUAUACACACACAAACAAAAAUGUUCACACAGACAGAAAUGCAAAAACAACUACAUUCAGAAUCAGAGAAACACACACACACACACACACACACACACACACACACACACACACACACACACACACACACACACACACACACACACACACACACACACACACAAGCGUAGACAAACAGGUAGCCACAUGUACAUACAUAGACAGACACACAGCACUCCUCCAAACUGCUCACAUCCUAAAAUCUGCUCUCUAAAGGAUGAUAUCAUUUGUUUACUGCUAAUGUGGACAAGGACAAAGCAAAGACAACUGUUCUCUUCUAUAUUUUCAAACAGACUUUAAAUGAGAGAACAGGGGCUUGAAAGAGACUGGGACUGAGAAAUUUUUAAAUGGACUAAAAAACUGAAAAACUUUCUGAAAAAUGUCUUGGUUUUAUUCACUGGAAAAAAGGAUUCUCUUUCACCUGUUUGAUGAUUUGAAAAAAAAAAAUGAAUAUUUCUGCACCGUUCUGUUCUUUUUAUAGAGAAGAAAUCUCACUGAUGUUUGGCACACUGUUAAACCCCUUAGGCUCCCUCUCUUCAUUUCUCUCCUUCUUUCCCUUCUAAUGGAUGACGCAAGCACUCGUUUUUUCUUCUCUUGUUUGGGAGGGGUUGGGGAGGGGCAAGUAUGGAGAUAUAGAACGGAUCAUUGACAUGUGACAUCCUCUGCUAAGUCUCACACUCUGCUCUCGUCAUCCUUUUUCAAUGUCGUGUGUUUUCCUUUUUGUAUUGUUAUAAUUUUAGUUAUGAUGUCCUUUCUCUUUGGUUAAAACAUUUUUUACCAACAAAAACAAUUUGUGACAAAAAAAACCUUCAACUGAGUUUCAGUUGUUGUCUCAUUGUCUGUCUCUUAUAUGAAAGUCCUCUUUUAUUUUGAGUUUCCGUUCAUGCUUGUGCUGCCUUUUCCAUGCGGAAUUUUAAAGAGUGAUUUAUAACACAUCUGUGAUAUGUGAGCUUGCUUUCUGAGACAACAUGUUCUCAACGGUACACCUGUGGGAAUUGAGCGAAGGGUAUCAUCCAGAUUCACGCACAUUUCCAUCGCUCUUUUUCCAGUUCAGUAAAAAAAGUAUUUCAAAGUCUUGAAACAUUUGAAUCAAUUACAGACAUAACCAACCAAAGCUGUCUUUCUGUCAGGAGAGUGUAGCCUAUCUGAAAGUGUUGCUGUAGCGUUUCCCCUCCCUCCAAAUGGAUCCCAGGUCUUGUUAUAAGUCUAUUUCAAUUAUUCUUACUCCCACUGCUUUAGGUGCUGUAUGGAUCACUGUGCCGUGCAUCUGCUCUCAUCCCCUCAAGAAAACAGGCAAAUAAAGUCAUCUAUAGUUUCAGAUGCAAGGACCCGAGGUGCUUUUGCUACUCAGCUUGUCCGUAGUUGUCUUUGUUGUGAAUGAAAGAGAGGCAGCAAAACAAGGAAUAGAUGGAUAGUUAGGAUAGCAACUCAACCCAAAUGUUCCGCUUUGGUCAGACAUGCUGCCAGGGCUUUUGUGGAAAAUGUAGACAGGUGUGAAAUCAAAGUAUAUCCCCAAACAUGUUCAUUGUAUUUCUCUCUCUUUCUCUCUCUCUCUCUCUCUCUCUCUCUCGCUCUUUCUCUUUCUCUCUCUCUCUUCUAUUCUUCUCUCUGUUUAUCUCUCUCACUCGCAGUCUGUCUCACUGUUUCUCUCACUCUCACAUUCCUCACUCCACCAUGGAUCAUGAAAUCUUCAUGUAACAGUGCAGUCCUUUCUAUCAGCUCUCACACAAACACAACUCGAGGAGAGAGAGAAAGAGAGAGAGAGAGAUUAAAAUGAAAUGGAAGAGAGAACAGAGUAAGAGAUGCGAGGGAGACAUAAGAAGAGAUAGAGAUGAUACAGGGAGUAAAAUGGGAUAGAGGUAUUUUCUGCACGACAUACGGCACUGGUCACAAGCAGUGCGCUAAAUGGGUAAUAGAGUGCCAUUUGGGACGCAGACAAAUCACUUUUGAGUUGACUAUAUAAAGUUGAAAACAUCAGACAGAAAAAAACACCCACACCUGACUAUGUUUUAAUACUACGCUCUUAGAAAGAAGGUGCUAUCUAGAAAUGUAAAGGGUUCUUCAUCUGUCCCCAUAGGAGGACCACUGAAAAAAACAUUUUUGGUUGCAGGUAGAAUCAAUGUGGGUUCCAUGUAGAGCUCUUUCUACAGAGCGUCUACAUGGACCCCAAAACAGUUCUACCUGGAACCAAAAAAGGGUUCUCCUGUGGGGACAGAUGAAUAACCUUUUAGGAACCCUUUUUUCAAAGAGUAAAUAGCACCCUUCCACUAAUUCACUAUACUCUUGACUCUCCACUCCCUUCACUAAGUACUGAGAGUUGGUUACAGAGAUGAGGUGUUUUAAAGGUAUACCUCCUGGAGGGCACAUCUCCAGGGUUAGUCCUUACACACUCCCUAGCAGAUGUGCAAUACCUCCCAAUUAGACUAGGGCUGUGGAGAGAAAGAGAGAGAGGAGGGAUGAGAAAGAGAACAAGCGAGAUUGACAGAACAGAAUACAAUGAGAGAAAAGAGAAUGAUAUAAAAUCAGUGAGAGAAAGAGCUAUAGAGGGAGAGUAAGGGAGAGCUAAAUAGGUAGCGAGAGAGAGAACUAGAGAUGGAGAGCAGCGGUGAGCUCUAACAGUAAUUAUCCAGGGGAAUGUCCUGACAUUUGUCCUGACAUUUUCCGAGGCUGCCCUCAAACCAUCUGUGUAAAGAUCGCAAAUGGUACAGCAUGGAACACACACACAGAUGGCAAGACAAGAGAGCCUGCCUCUCCAACCUUUACCGCUAAUCAGCUGAUAUGCAGCUCUAGCAGGACGAAGUCGCCCCAGACGCUGAUCUACGGUCAGUUUUGCAUUACCCCUCCCUAAUGGUUUGGGUUGGGAAUGUGGGCAGGGUAAACUGAUCCAAAAUCAUUUUCUAAUGGCUACUUAUCUCUGACUCAUCAUACAACUGUGAAGGGAAAGUUUAUGAUAGGUACUCAUGAGACUGUAGAAUCACCUUAGUUCUCUCACACAGAGGAACGGCUGAUGGUAUCCUAAUCCUUGUUCUAUCCUAAUCUUAAUCCCAAAUGCCAGAACCAGGUUGAUAAAUACCACACUAGAGAGACAGGUAAGUGAGAGAGUGGGGAUGCAACUUCCUGAAUUGACAAACUUCUACAGAUCAUCAAGAUAACUAGUGUUUAAAUUGGUCCAUGAUCGUGUGACUGUUCCUAAAUCUGUUUCAUUCCAUCAAUCAGUGUCCACUUCCUUGGUGAUCACCUCUGAUCUGUUCUACCAGAAAACCCAUCUGAUUAAUACAGAAGAGAACUUCUCUACCUCUAAAGCGAUGUGUUGUGUUAGUUGUUUUUUUCAUGGGCUUUUGAAAAGUUUCAGACGAUGAAUAUACAAUCUGUCAAUGAGAACUUCAAUCAUUAAACUUCAUAACCGUAAAUCCUGUAAAGAUUUAGUGAAUUGCACAGAUGAGGUAUUGAAAGCAGUAUUUUUGAAAUGUAUCUCCAGAGUGUGUGGUUUGAUGCAAGAAUAUGAUACAUUUACUAAACUCUAGAUACAUGAGAGUUUGAUAGGUGCAACAAACAGAAACUUUGAUCUUGGACUACAGAGGUUACCCUCCAACCUACCAUGCUUGAGAUGUUGACCUAGCUUCUCAUACAACCAUCACAGCUCUCCCACUGGUGUUACAAAAGAAAGUCACUCCUUCCUUUUCCUCCCACAUUCAUGUUUUUUAUACAUAAGAUUGUACAAAGUAGUCCUCUGUUUUCAUAGAGUGUCUUUUUAUAUGAAAAUAAAUUUUCAAAUUGA